Diabrotica balteata is the source of this 5198-nucleotide messenger RNA. The record is from the annotation of a GenBank genome assembly. NCBI's taxonomy places the organism in Eukaryota, Metazoa, Arthropoda, Insecta, Coleoptera, Chrysomelidae.
CGACAACAAAAACGGUUUGAAUCAAAUCAAAAUAGUGCCUUAAACUUUUUAUAUCAUAAUUUUUUGUUGAUCUUAUUAUAUUUUAUUAUAUAAAGUUUAUUGUAGUUCAAUAUUUAAAAUUCAACAGGGAUGUAUGUGUAACAUUUAGUUUUUAGUUUCAUUCUUAUUAUGUCCAUAAAUGUUCAUGUUUCUGGAAAUCCAAUUAGGAUAAGUAGAGGAAAAAUGGUAACAGCAGAUUUUGAUCCAUCUAAAAAAGAAUUCGACAAACGUCGUCUUAUUAGACUACAGCAAGUUAGAGACCAAUCUAAGAAAAUUGCCGAAAAUGUUAGAAACAAAGUUAAAAAAGAAAAGUUGAUGCAAAUGAGGCAAAUAGAAGAAGACGGUAAACAAAAAUUGAAGAACUCUCAAAAUAGAAAAUUAUUGGAAUUGCAAACACAGUACAAGAAAGCUUUAAAAGAAAUAGGUCUCGGUCAUAAAGAAGCUCAAGACAUAGACGAUAAAGAAGAUCUUCUAGAGGAACAAAAGUUUCUUGAUCAAGAGUUGGCAACUAAAAGAGGUCACAAAGCAACUUGUAAAUUACAAUCCCAGAAACAUGAAGCAGCCUAUAAAAAAAAUUCGAUUACAGAUCGUAAAAAAUUAGUAAGAGAGAUAGAAAACACGCGAGCUGCCAUGUUAACUAAUUUUGCGACACGAAAACCUUCCCAUAAAAUAAUUUCCAAUAAAAACAAAGAUGAUGAGACAAGUGAAGAUUUAAAUAUAGUUAUUCCUGAUUCCAGUUUAGAUUCUCAAGGAAGUCAUAAUUCUUUAUCUGAUAUAAAUGAAAAUGACGAAGAACCAUCGUCUAGUUGUUCAUGUGGGGCAGACGAUCAAUCCAGUUCAGAAACUAUAGACGAUACCACUAAGAAAAAUGGUUAUAGUGAUUUGCUAAAUCCAUCUUUAGCUAGUAACUAUUCAACAAGAGAUCUCCAUGCGGUAACUCGUAUUCGUAAGCAGCAACCUUAUUUAGAUAGCUCAAAAUCUGCGUAUUUAAAUAAAACAUCGGUUGCUACCCCUGGUCCAGGCAAUACACAGUUUACAACUAUUUCAUCGGAUAAAAAUCAGUAUGAGUAUUCGCAUAGAGCAUCUCCGUCUUUUGUGACUGCGCCACCAUCUUCUGUUACAGCGCCUCCCCCUUCUAUAUCUCAAUUCGCUUCACAUAAAGAGCCUUUAAUUAAUAAACAAUAUGCUCCUCAGAUUUCCCAAGGACUUAGUUAUGCUGACACUAGAAUAUCGGAUAGAAUAAGAGGUAGAGAAUUUGCACCACAUGCUCAAGAACGUUCCAGUCCUAGAAUUAGUCAAAUUCCUGAAAUACCAAGUGGUACCGUGGUACGAGAUUUUUUACAAGAUAGAAAAUGUUGUACAAACUGUAUCUGCCACUGUGCAAAUAGAAAUAUCGAAAGUCACAAUAAAGUUCAUUCGAUUUAUAAAGAUGACGUUUUCCAUGGAAGGUGUAAGGAAUCAGAAGAUGAUAGGGCAAAGGCGCCACCAACAAGUGAACUUCCUGAACAACAUAUUCAACAUUUAUCAAAUAAAACUGUUCUUGGUGUAAAUGAUAGUAGAAAGCAUUCAGAGACUAGUAAAAGUAAACUUAAUGAGAUUCCUUCAAAACCAUUUAUCAAAUUAAAAACGGGAGGCGUGGAUAAACAGCCAAGUGUUGCAUCAAAAACGCCUACAAAAUGUGUCAAAUCAAAAACAUCUGUUACUAAGGUAAUUCCUUCAAAAAAGCUUCCUGCCAAAGCGCCUUCAAGGACUCUUGAAGAUUUUGAAAAUGAGAACAUAUCAACAUCACAACUUAUUACAGAAGAAUUUAACAAAUUAGUAAAACCUGGUGGUAGUAAACAACAUUUAGUUCAAAUGUAUGAUCAUCCUAAUAGGUUUGGAUAUGAUCGAUCCAUUCCUUCCACCUCAUUUGUCGAAAAGAUUCCUGUGGAAAGUUUAGAAGUUAUACCCGAUCCAGAUAUGGAGGAACAUUGGCAAGAAACACAGAGGAGAAGGCACAGAGAAGCACAUAUCAGAGGUAAGCAAGCUUUAGAAAAGGAAAAGCUCCAAAGAGAAUACGAAGAAAUGGUUAAAGUAUUACCACUGUUACAGAAGAAGGAAAGGAUAAAUGAAAUUUAUAAUGAUAAACCCGAAUAUCAUAUGUCAGAUGAACGACUAAAAGAAAGAGAACAAGCAAAACAAAAUAGUUUGGAGAAUGCUUAUAAUAAAUUAUUUCCGGGUCUUAAACCUGCAAUUGUUACACUUCCAAAAAAACAUCAAACUGAGGAAAGACGGGAAAGUUCCCUUGCUGAGUCAGUUGACUCCAUAAAUGUAGCAAAUUUGAAUACACAUGAGGGACCGCAAUUGUUUUCCGCACAAGAGGCUAGGGACAUUCUCAAAUCGUUCACACAGCAAGACCCGCAUGAUAGAAGAACUAAAUUGAAGCAGUUGUUAAAGCAGUUGAAGAUGCAGAAGGAAGAAUUGUUAAGAGAAAUCUCUGCAUUACCACAAGACGAUAGUGUAGCUGAUUUAAUAAACGAUUUGAGAUCUUUAGAUAAUGGUAACGAUGAUAAGAAAAAAACUCCAAGGAAACGACCUAGAAAGGAAAAGCACCAAGAUGUUUCGAUUGAUAGUAGUGUGGAUAGUUCUGGCAGUGAAAUGACUAGAUUGGAAAGUAAGAUUGUUACAAGCAAGUCUCCCAGGAAGAAGGCAAAGGUUAAAACCAAAGUCAUUAUUCGACAAAAUACCAGCACUCAGACAACUCCAAAGUCAUCCACAUAUGAAGAAAUUCCGAAAGCUGUACCAUCACCACCAGUUUUAAUAGCGCCACCACCAUCACUUCAUGACAUUCCACCAUUAGUAACUUGCACCAAACUUCAUAUUCCUUGUGACUGUGAUAAAGAAAACAAAAAAUCUUCUGAUGAUAAGUGUCACAUACUGGUGAAGCUUCAGGUUAAUGAUAAACCGGAAAUAGUUGUAAAUGAAACAGAAAAGCCAGUCAAAUUAUCUAAAGAAAACUACGUAGAUGUUGGAGUUCAAAUAUCAGAUCCUCGUGAUCGCCCUAAGAAACAAAAAUCUAAAUUCUUUGACACAAAAACAAACAGUAUGCUGGAAAAAUCCAAAACCUGGAGAGAUCAGCUUAGCAAAAAUUCCAUAUCGACCACUAGUACUUCUUAUCUAAGUCCUCCAGAUUUUCAAAGAAGGAAAACCGGCGAUAAGCACGUAGAUUAUUUUAGAAAACCACAACAAAGUGAACUAUCAGCUGCUUUCUCUUCACAAGAAUUAGGCGACCCAAGAGUGUUUCAUUAUGUCAAAAAGUUACUAAAUAUGAACCGAGGCAGUAUAGAAAAUUUAAGUGUAUCGAGCAGUAACGUUGAAACGCCAACUCAAAGUAUAAUAGAAAUAGAAAGUAAUAAUCCCAAAGGUUUACUCCUGGAACAGCUAAAAUCAAGAGCGGAGAAUGUUGUAGAUGGACGUGCUUAUUCACCCGAUUAUAGCUCAGUACCCUUCAACACUAGCCCUAGCGUUGUUAGUUCCCAAAAAGAACCAUCAAACAGUGCACUUUCUGAAAACUUGCCUUGUAAAACAUCGAAACAAAAAAUAUUAGAGCAGUAUGCUGAGGUCACUGAUACUUGUACCAAAAGAAUAGAAGCGUUAGCUGUCAGGAUAGAGCAACUGAAACAAGAUAAAAGAAAAAUGUUGCAGGUUCCCAAAUGUUCUGACAUAUGCGCGAAAGAUUUUUCAACAGCCUACAUGGAUCUGCCUGAAUAUAAAGCAGAUUCGAAAGAAAGUAAAAGCUCCAGUUCAAGUUUGGACGAAGAAGAACUAUUUAGAAAAUUAACAGAAAUAAAUUAUGAGUUUAUGGGGCAGAUGAAGCAGCUACACAGGCCCAUUAUACAUACAACAGAUGCACCCAGAGAUAAAGAAACUGAGGGCGUAACUAUCCCAGAAAAGCCAUCAAAUUCUGUGUCUCAAGAAGGUCAGGAUUCUUUAAAUCAAGAUUCUUUAAACCAAGAACUUCUUGAUCGAAUACGUCGGCUUCAAAAUCGACCGGAUGGCGCACGACAAAUUAUUUCUGCCAACGAGCCACAUCAGCCAUUAUCCGUUCCCAUUCUGUCAGAUAUACCGAUGCUUCCAAAAUUUGAACCUCACGGAGGUAAUAGUAGUAGCCAAUCAAGUCACAGACGUCCACCACCUUCAAAAGGCUUAACAUCUAUUAAAAAGUUAAAUGGGAAUGUUAAUUUGGUGCCGCAUGAGCUAUCUACUAUUGUUGAAGCUGACAGCCAAGUCUCAACCAAAGUACCCAGUCCUGAGAGCUCCAGGGAAUCAUUGAAUUUUCCACAACUAAUUGUGAUACCUGAACUUCAGGAAUAUAAUUCGUCAACGUCAACACCUAAUGCCAGAGUUCCAGAUGAAAAAACAUCACCUUCUUCUCCCAAACAGAAAGUAGUUAUUAGUAAAUCCUCGAGUGAUAAAACUAGCAAUACGACUCCUAAAGAUGACAGUAAUAAAUCCGUUGGAGAAUUUAUGAGCUUAUUGAACUCUUCUAGUAAAAGUAAAGAUAUGCACAGGAGUAGAGAUUCUUGCGACGAUCGGUCACGUUCUAUGGACAAAAAAACGUCAUCAUCCUCUUCGACUGAUGAUUUAGAAUUGACAGAAAAUAUGUUAAGAAGUAUUGGCAUGGAAUGGGCAAUACCGACCUUACAUAAAACACAAGAAGCUCUAGCUCUAACGUCAAGUUCUAGUUCUUUGGAAUUAACCAGAAAAAAACGUAAAGAUAUACACACGACUGUGAGUGGCAGUGAAAUUAGCUUGCGGGACUUCCUAUACAAACACCUUAAAAAAGUUUCCUCAAGUACCAUGAUAACGGAUGGCACAUUAGGAAGCUUCCUAGGUGAAAGUUCUGAAUUAUCUGGAAUUCUAAAGACUGCAAAUGCUAGUCGGGAUAGACAAAGAACUUCAACACCGUUAGGCAGUAGUAAAUUUAUGAGUUCAAGCAAAUCGAACGCCGAAUUCUCCGAUUCUGAAUUGUCAUCAAUAAGACAGGAACGAACUAAAAAGAAGAAAGAUAAAAAGGACAAUAAGUAGAAAUGUUAACGUUGUUAAUGUAAUUUAUUAAUAUGUAUUUUAAAUUUUAUUUUAUGUACAAUUGAUUAAACUAUCCAAGCUCUAUCUUUUAU